Molecule: messenger RNA, 1023 nt
Organism: Metarhizium brunneum ARSEF 3297
Lineage: Eukaryota; Fungi; Ascomycota; Sordariomycetes; Hypocreales; Clavicipitaceae
Source: RefSeq, a predicted model, not a curated record
AUGUCGGCCUUUCGAAUAUGUACCAUUGCCGCGGUUGUUGCUGGUGUCAGCGCAACCCUGGUUCCAACAUCCCAUGCUCCUGUCCAGAAGCAGCAAGUGACGCCCUUUGGAGGAGGCCCUGCCGUGACCACGGCCGCUGCUGCAUAUUCCGGGCUCCUUCACCGUCGGGCUGAUGACACUUGCGGAUACAUUGACGGAACAGAGGCGGCCUGGUGCAACAACCCCUAUGAAUGCUUUUACAACGAUACCGCCUCGGCAGCCGGUUGUUGUACGGCCUCGACGUCUUGCUACAUCCCGACGGCGUGCCUGCCGUCCACCUCGCCCGCCCCCAAUGACACCGGCGUCACGAAACAUUGUUCCUACUCGGCCAGUCCGUCGUGCCUGUCGCUCAUCUACAGCAACGGCCCCUGCUUGGGGUGUACAUGGUUCAUAUGCGACUCGGCCGGAGGGAGAAUGGCGAUCCUGACCACGCGCACCAAAGGCAUGUCUACGACGCCGCCGCCAACAACACCGCCGCCAAGUCCAACCAGCCCGUCACCAAUCCCGACACCGCCUCCGUCACCGCCGGCUCCCACCGGCGCAAUCGUCGGAGGAGUCGUAGGAGGAAUCGCCGCUUGCGCCUUGCUCGGUAACCUGUUUUACUUUCUCAAACGCCGCCGGAAGCCCGAGGGUUCGGGCUCCGAGCAGGAACUCGCCCCAGAAGCACAAGGUGGCAGCAACGACACGUCGCAGGAUUUCGAAUCCAGCAGGGCCAAGUCCGUCAUGGCGAAUCUCAGCACCGGCCCGAAUUCGCCUUCGCCGCCGUCCCAGUACCAGCAGAGCUUUGCGAGAGCGAGUUGGUCGGCGUCGCCGGUGCCGGCUCCGGUUUACCCUUCCAGCUAUUUGAAUACGCAGAUUUUGCCUCAGCAGCAUUUUCAGGGGCUGCAAAACUGGUAUCCGGCUGCUCCGCAGGAGAUGGCUAACACGCAGCCGGAACGGCCUGUGCGGGAGAUGUCGGAGAUGUCGGGGAGCCCUCGUACGUAG